AGUGACGUGUAAAGAUGGGUUCCGAUCCAUGGAAUAUAAGCACGGAGCCGGGUAAUUGACUCAACCAAAACACAUAAAACCAAAAGGCAGAGAGAGAUAGAGAGAGACACAGAAAAAGAAGAGUGAUGAAGGUGGAGAUGAACUUGGACAACGAUUCCAACAAUCUGGUUCAAGCUCCGACAAACGGGGACUCUGAGAAGCUUUCGCCCUCCACUUUAUCUUCUCUUUUGGGUUCUAAAGAUCGUGAUUAUCUUCUCUGCUCCACUGCAGCAGCUGCUGAAACUGAUCAGCAGGUGAAAAUUUCGGAUCUAGAGGGCAAGGUGAUCGGAAUUUACUUCUCAGCUAACUGGUAUCCACCAUGUAGAAAUUUCAACCGAGUAUUGAUUGGUGUGUAUGAGCAGCUGAAGAGCAAUGGAUCUAACUUUGAGAUUGUAUUUGUGUCAUCUGAUGAAGACUUGGAUGCCUUCAACAGCUACCGUGAAAACAUGCCAUGGCUUUCGAUUCCCUUUUCUGAUUUGGAGACAAAGAAGGCCUUGAAUCGAAAAUAUGACGUGGAAAGCAUUCCUUGCUUAGUUAUUUUGCAGCCUGACAACACCAAGGAUGAUGAUACUUACUAUGAUGGCGUAGAACUCAUUUACCGGUAUGGGGUUGAUGCCUUCCCAUUUACCAAAGAAAAGUUGGAUGAAUUGCGAAGGGAAGAGAAGAGGAAGCAUGACAGCCAGACCGUUACCAAUUUAUUAACAAACCCUGAAAGAGACUAUCUCUUGGAUCAAACCAUAACUAGAAAGGUGCCGGUUGAUUCCUUGAAAGGUAAGACAGUUGGGCUGUACCUCUCAGCGCAAUGGUGCAUGCCUUGUGUUGAGUUCACUCCAAAACUGAUAUCCAUCUACCAGAAGAUCAAGCAAGCUUUGCAAGAAAAAGGUGGUGGUGAGGAUUUCGAGAUCGUUUUCGUGUCAAAUGAUCGUGAUCAAAGUUCGUUCGAAUCCUACUUUGGUACCAUGCCAUGGCUGGCGUUGCCUUUCCGAGACCCCACGGCCAGAACCCUUGCCAAGUACUUUGAUGUGCAAUGGAUUCCUUGUUUGAUAAUUAUAGGCCCCGACGGCAAAACGGUAACCAAGCAAGGCAGAAACCUUAUAAAUCUGUACCAGGAAAAUGCGUACCCUUUCACAGAUGCCAAAGUGGAGUCGCUAGAGAAAGAAAUGGAAGAGGCAGCCAAGAGCUUACCAAGAAGUGAAUACCAUGCAGGACAUCGGCAUCUGCUAACGUUGGUAUCAGAAGGCAGUGGAGGGGGCCCCUUUAUAUGCUGCGAUUGUGAUGAGCAGGGAUCUGGUUGGGCUUACCAAUGUCUGGAGUGUGGGUACGAGGUGCACCCAAGGUGCAUCAGAGCUGUCACCCCUCAAAGCUCAAUUGAAGACAGAAUUCAGCUUGAUUUGUCGCCUCAACUACGUGACGUCAGCCAUGAGCGUUUCAGUGCUGACAUGGCCACUUCGCCCAUCCUCGCCAGAAACCAUGCAAAUGAAGCUUCUUCGAAGUUUCCAUUUUUUUUCAUAAGAAAUAAUAGUUAGGCAGGGGUUUUGGUUUUGAAAUCUAUCAAAGUGAUUGAUUGUUAUUUUGAGUGGAAGAGAGUUUAGAAAAAAAAAGGUUACAUGUAAAGUUCUAUGUUAUGAAGCUAUUAAAUAAUGUUUGGGGAUUGAAAAGUGCGACUGUUUAUGUAGAAUAAUUGAAAUUAAUUUCAUAAAGUCGUACAAACGAAAUAUAUAAAAGUUAUAAUUAGCUUGAGCA
Molecule: messenger RNA, 1782 nt
Organism: Gossypium raimondii (Peruvian cotton)
Lineage: Eukaryota; Viridiplantae; Streptophyta; Magnoliopsida; Malvales; Malvaceae
Product: probable nucleoredoxin 2
Exons: 4
Coding region: 126-1565 (479 amino acids)
Source: RefSeq, a predicted model, not a curated record